ACUGAAGUCACCACAGCUGUAACAACUCCUAUGCCUACAAGUGAAGUCACCACGGCUGUAACAACUCCUAUACCUACAACUGAAGUUACCACAGAUGUAACAACUCCUAUGCCUACAACUGAAGUCACCACAGAUGUAACAACUCCAAUGGCUACAACAGAGGUUACUACAGAUGAAACAACUCCGAUGCUUACCACUGAAGUCACCACAGCUGUAACAACUCCUAUGCCUACAACUGAAGUCACCACAGCGGUAACAACUCCUAUGCCUACAACAGAGGUCACCACGGCUGAAACAACUCCUAUCCCUACAACUAAGAUCACCACGGCUGUUACAACUCCUAUGCCUACAACAGAGGUUACCACAGAGGAAACAACUCCUAUGCCUACAACAGAAGUCACCACAGCGGUAACAACUCCCAUGCCUACAACUGAGGUCACCACGGCUGAAACAACUCCCAUGCCUACAACCGAAGUCACCACAGCUGUAACAACAUCUAUGCCUACAACUGAGGUCACCACGGCUGAAACAACUUCUAUGCCUACAACCGAAGUCACCACAGCU
This is a messenger RNA of Branchiostoma belcheri (Belcher's lancelet), 564 nucleotides long. Its product is annotated as platelet glycoprotein Ib alpha chain-like. The transcript has a single exon. The record is from RefSeq and is a predicted model, not a curated record. The annotation marks the transcript as partial. NCBI's taxonomy places the organism in Eukaryota, Metazoa, Chordata, Leptocardii, Amphioxiformes, Branchiostomatidae.